Molecule: messenger RNA, 1770 nt
Organism: Cornus florida
Lineage: Eukaryota; Viridiplantae; Streptophyta; Magnoliopsida; Cornales; Cornaceae
Exons: 2
Coding region: 688-1347 (219 amino acids)
Source: RefSeq, a predicted model, not a curated record
UGUGAAUUGAAAUUAUCUUUAAAGUUAUCUUUGAAGAAAAGUUAAUACAUGAUUUACUUGUCCUCCAUUAGAUUUUAACUCAGUCCAACUCAAUCACACUAAAGAGUUGAUGUUUUGAUUUGUUUUAAUACAUGUGGUUAUUAUCGUGUUAUUUGUGGUAAUUAAGAUUACUGAUUACAUGACAGAAGACCAAGAAUAUAUAUAUAUAUAUAUAUAAAUAUAUAGCAUUAAUAAAAAAGAGAGGAAAUAUAUAGAGGUAAAAUUUUCUGAUGCAACUCCAGCCUUGAAAAGGACUACAUUUACGAUUUGUCUGACGCUAUCAUGACAAAUAAAAAGUAAGAGAAAAUAUCAAAAGAUAUAAUAGUCUGGAGAAAGAGUCGUUGCCUAGCAUGUUAGAAUAUUUUAAUUGAAAAUAUAUAUUAAUAGUUUAUUUCGUGUUUUAUUUAUUUUGUUUCUCUUAUUGUUGAUUUAGGAUGAGGUCAUCCUGCUUCGAUACAGGUCACUAUUUUGGUUGGAUGAGCCUCAACUCAUGGCAAGGGAGAUAGAAAUGGAAAUUGCCAUGUCUAAAACCACGUAUUUUCAUGUGAUGGAGUUUUACUAGUUUCAGAAGGUGAUGAUUUUUACUUGGUGAACCCAUCUACCCAAAGAUGGAAGAUAGUGCCUCCGUGCAAAUACGUGGUUCGAGAUAUGCCUCGCAUCUUAUACAAGAAAAUUUGGGGAAUUGGUUUUGAUGGAACUACUUUUAAAGUUGUGCAUAUUUCCUUUGGAAACACUAAUCAGAUGAGUCAAGUUAGCGUCUUCACCCCAACCAAAAACAGAUGGCAUUUGGUUCGUCCCUCCCCGCAUGAUUAUUCUUUCAGUUCAGGGCAUGGGGUCUAUUUCAAGCAAUCAAUUUAUUGGAUUGCAAAAGAUGGUGAAGAGGAAAUUCUCUCUGUUUUCCAUCUUCCUACUGAGACUUUCACCAGAGUUCAGACACCCUGUCAUGAGACACGAGGAGCAGGACGAGUUGAUAUCUGUCUCCUGAAAGGUAGACCAGCUAUUUUUAUGUACGUGGAUUCGAUGCUCAAAAUUCACUUGUUACUAGAUGAAAACGAUGAUCGUGCAUCAUGGAGUAAUUUUGAAAUAAAAAUCCCCAAAGAUUCCUUUCCGAUCAAAUUUCUGAAGAAUGACAUUCUCCUGCUGAAAAAUGAGAAGCUAAUAUUGUAUAACUUGGAAUCGAAAGGAUUUGAACCUUAUGAUGUUGCUAAUAUGCCAAACAUUCGCCAAGCAACCAGCUUAUGGAAAAGGGAAUCGAACCCUCAAGCAACACUGCUAUUUGAGGGAGUUUCUGCUGGAAGUGAAGGUUGAAUACUGUGAUGUUCUAAUCUGAAGUCCAUAGCCAUCAACCAACAUUGCUAUUUGAGGGAGUUGCUACUGUAAUGAAGGUUGAAUACUUUGAUGCAUGAUCUAAUCUGAAGUCCAUAGCCAUGAUGCGUUUUGCUUUUUGCAGUUUCUUAUGAGUUAGAUAUUACCAUGAACAAGUAGAUAUAAGAGGAAAUUACCAACUCUUGCUUUGUUUUGAUUUUGUCUUGCAACAUUACUAGUGAACCUAAUCUGUAGCUUUAAUAAUAACAUUUUGUUAUAUUCUAUAUGAGUUAGGUAGCCUAGUGUCAGGGAAGGUCAAACAUGGAGCUGUGAUUUGCCAUGGUCCAUGGCCAUGAUUUAAGUCAUGUGAUUGCAAUUGCACUUGUUGAUAUGUAUGCGAAUUGUGGGUGUAUUGGAUCUUCUCAU